Molecule: messenger RNA, 4617 nt
Organism: Durio zibethinus
Lineage: Eukaryota; Viridiplantae; Streptophyta; Magnoliopsida; Malvales; Malvaceae
Source: RefSeq, a predicted model, not a curated record
UUCCAAAACGGCUUUGGUUUUUCUAUUUUAUAAUGCAAAGCCGAAGUUUUAUUACUCUCUCCGCCCCCUUGUUUCUCUCUUUUUCUCCUCUUGCUUUCUUUGGCGAAAAAUUGCGUCAGCGAUCGCCGGUCAAUUUCCGUGAAAACAAUUGUGUUUAUCUACAGCGAGGAAAUUUCCGCUACAGAUCUGGUGGAUGAGAGAGAUUUAGGUUUUAUUCUUUUGUUUUUAACGGAUUUUGUUUCGAAUUUGUGAUGAAUUUGAAGAUAAGAAUAGGAAUUUAGGGUUUUCGUUUGGUUUUGAUGGAAGAGCGAAUGAGAUCUGGUGAGCAUUCGGGGAUUUUGGUUCAGAAUAGGAGCCAAUCGGGAUGUUUGAUUGUAAGGAAGAAAGGGAAUGGUUCGGCUGGGGCCGGGUCUACGGGGACCCCAAAGAUUAACGAGUCCAAAAAAGAGAAGAAGAGGCCUAGGAUGAUUAUGAGUGAUUCGGGUUCGAGUGAUGAGUUAUUAAUGCCGCCUCGAAGGAGGGUUGGGCCCAAAACAAUUCAAUUUUGUAAUGGUUUGGCUGUUUAUGAAGAAAGUGAAAUUGUUAGGAAGCGGAAUAGGAAGGAGAGGUUAAGGCGAAGGGAGGAGGGUUUCAUUGGUACGAAUGGGGAGGAUUUGAGUGAGAGUAAGAGGAAUAGGCUAGGUGUGUUUGACUUUAAUGAGUAUGAUGGGCUUGACGAGGAUAUGAUUAUGAGAAGGAACCCAUUUGACUAUGGUGGAGAAGAGUUUGGUGGGAGGAGACUGUUGGGUUCAAUGCCUGCAGUUGUUCCGAGGAGUAUUAAGAGAGAAUAUGUGAGUGGUCCAAGCGGGCAUGUUUUUCUUGAGAAGAAGAAGUUGUAUUUGGAUAAGAUUGAUGGGAUGAGUUGGGGUGAUCAUGAUGAUAGGAAUGGGUUUAGGAAGGAUAGGGAUGCCAGUCGGCUGCAUUACUCCCUGUUGAGUGAGAGGUAUCUGGCUGAUUCGGAUGAACCCAUCAGGGUUCAGGGUAAAAAUGGUGUGUUGAAGGUAAUGGUGAACAAAAGAAAGAAGAUGGGUAAGCCUUUGAAAAAUUUUGAUCGCUUGGAAGUUGAGGAAGCCCAGAGUGGUUCAAGGAUUGAUGAUACAGUUAGGAGGAACUUGCAUGUCCGUCCGUCCUUGUACACUGAGACAGAAGUUCUUGAGAAGCCUGUUUCACUUGGUAGGAAAGAGAAAAAGAAAAUGAAUUUGUUAAAGACACCAACAACUAAGAAGACUAAGGUCUCUGACUGGGAUUCAGAGGAUAGUGAUACAUCUCUGAAGCUUCGAGCAAAGAAUAUGGAAGCUUCUAACUCAACAAAGAGGGUAAGUAGCAAAGAGGAAAAAAGUCAAGUUGUGCAGCUUCAGCCUACCGGAACCAAAGAAGGAAAAGUUAGGCGUGGAUGUGGCACAGAAAAACAGAAAUUACGUGAACGAAUAAGGGGGAUGCUUCAGGAAGCAGGCUGGACAAUAGAUUAUAGACCAAGAAGGAACAGGGACUACUUGGAUGCGGUGUACAUUAACCCUGCUGGAACUGCAUACUGGUCCAUCAUCAAGGCAUACGAUGCACUCCUAAAGCAGCUAGAUGAUGACGAUGAGGGCAAACCUGUUGGGAAUGGUUCUGCAUUUACCCCAUUAUCCGACGAAGUACUCAGCCAAUUAACAAGGAAAACACGAAAGAAGAUGGAAAGAGAGAUGGAAAAGAAGCAAAGAGAAGAAAGUGACAGUGAGAAUGCACAGGAAGCUGUUGCUAGGAAAUCUUCAAGUACCAGGCAUGAAGAUGAGAGUAUGGAUAGCUUGAGUCAUGAAGAGAAACUAAGUUCGUUCAUGAAGGGUAAGUCAUUCAAAUGUAGGAUGAAUGACAAUGGUGCCUUCAGUGCAAAUGCAAAGGGUCAAAGUUCUCUCCAUGUACAUGAUAGCUAUGAAAAAUCGUCCUCUAUAUCCAAUUCUCAUCUGGUUCAUGGAAGGAAAAGUCGAAAACUUGGCAGAUGCACUUUGUUGGUUCGUGGUUCUAAUGCGGGUCUGAGUUCAGUGGGUGAUGACUUUGUUCCAUAUUCUGGGAAAAGAACACUGCUUUCCUGGCUGAUUGAUUCUGGGGCAGUGCAGUUGAGUCAAAAGGUGCAGUAUAUGAACCGUAGGCGAACAAAAGUAAUGCUAGAGGGCUGGAUCACCAGGGAUGGUAUCCACUGUGGUUGUUGUAGUAAAAUCCUCACAGUUUUAAAAUUUGAGAUUCAUGCUGGAAGCAAAUUGCGCCAGCCAUUUCAGAAUAUAUAUUUGGACUCUGGUAUUUCUCUCCUUCAGUGCCAAGUAGAUGCAUGGAACAGGCAAGAGGAGUCUGAGAAGAUUGGUUUCCAUUCUGUCAACAUUGAUGGUGAUGACCCCAAUGAUGAUACAUGUGGCAUAUGCGGAGAUGGUGGGGAUCUGAUCUGUUGUGACAGUUGUCCCUCAACAUUUCAUCAGAGCUGCCUAAACAUAGAGUUUCUACCAGCGGGCGAUUGGCACUGUCCAAAUUGCAUAUGCAAAUUUUGUGGUAAUGGCAGUAGCAUUGCUCAAGAGGAUGAUAUAACUGAUUGUGCGCUUCUCACUUGCAGCCUGUGCGAGAAAAAAUACCACAAAUCAUGCAUCAAAGUUACAGAUGAGGUUCAUAUUGAUUCCAACAGCUUGGUUCUUCCUUUUUGUGGGCAGACAUGCAGAGAGCUCUUUGAGCAUUUACAGAAGUAUCUAGGGGUCAAACAUGAACUAGAAGCAGGAUUUUCAUGGUCUCUUGUUCGAAGAACAGACGCAGAUUCAGACACAAUUGCCUUAGGGCUUCCACAAAGGGUGGAAUGCAAUUCGAAACUAGCUGUUGCAUUGACUCUUAUGGAUGAAUGCUUUUUGCCCAUUGUUGACAGGAGGAGUGGGAUCAACUUAAUAAAUAAUGUCCUUUAUAAUUGUGGAUCAAACUUCAACCGGCUGAAUUAUAGCGGCUUCUACACUGCUAUUCUGGAGAGAGGUGAUGAAAUAAUUUCUGCAGCAUCAAUCAGGUUCCAUGGAACUCAGCUAGCAGAGAUGCCAUUCAUUGGCACUCGCCAUAUAUACAGGCGUCAGGGAAUGUGCCGUCGGCUUUUCUGUGCUAUUGAGUCGGCUCUCUGCUCUCUCAAGGUUCAGAAACUAGUCAUCCCUGCAAUUGCUGAACUUACACAUACAUGGACUGCAGUUUUUGGUUUCACUCCUCUAGAGGAUUCACUUAAGCAAGAAAUGAGGUCCAAGAAUGUGUUGGUCUUCCCUGGUAUAGAUAUGCUGCAGAAGCUACUGCUGGAGCAAGGAAACACAAAGGCAAACUUGACUAAUGUCACAGGUGCGAAGCAAACUGAAUCAGGAUCUAACGAACGUCUACGUAUCACAUCUGAGGUGGCUAACGAAUCUAAACCUGGUUCCUCAUCUGGGAAUGAUAAUCAAGAGUGUGAUGAUGGUGGUUUGCAUCAUACUCGUAGGGUAAAUGGUGAAAUUGCUGCUGCAGAUUCAGAUUCCCAAUAUCCAAAUGUUUCUAUUAAUGAUACUUGCGGAACUAGUGAUUCCUUGGAUGCAUCCCUAGAACCUAAUGUUUUUGUCGCAGUUGAGGAAACUACACUUACUAAUUAUCAAACAGGGGACAAGAGUAAUGAAUCUGCACCAGAUAGUAAAUAUGAUGUUAACCCUAGCUCAAGCCAUGAUGCACUUGAGGAGGAGAAUAAGGUAGGACUGGAUUCUCCUGCCGAAGAUAAUACUCAGUCUUGUACUGAGGAUAUCGAUGAUACCUUUGCAGCAGGUUUUAUUGAAUCUAAAGUUCCACGGUCUGAUGAUGAGACUGAUUUACGGUCAGGGGACAAGACAGUUGAAUCUUUUGCUGAGAGCAAAUAUCUUGCUACCUCCUCUAUGGACUAUAGCGCAGUAGACUUGGGAAAUAAAACAGUAUCGGGCUCUCCUAUCCAAAAAAAUACGAAGUCCUGUGAAGACGGUGAUUUGGAUGAUACCCAUGCAGGUGACAAUGUUGCUACUGCUUCUGAUGUCAAGACCGAGCUCACAGUUAAAGAGAUUAUUUGUACCAAUUCUCAAUCUGGGGACAAGCUAGCCGAAUCUCCUGUUGGAAAAUCUAUUCUUGUUUCUGAUGAGAGUAAUGACACUCCAGAGAUGGAAAAGAAAAUAGUCUCGGAGUCUUCUGAUGAAAAUAACAUUCAGUCUUCUAAAGGAAGUGAUACGAGUAAUGUUCAUUCAGUUGAUAAUAAAGCUGCUUCAGAUGAACUUGAAGUCUCGGUUGAGGAAACCACACUUGCCGAUUCCGAGUUUGGGGACAAGUUGGCGGAGUCUGCUUCCCCGGAGAAAUCUUUUAUCUGUGGUACGAGUACAAGUCUCAAUGCACUAGAGAUGGAAAAUAAAUCGGCAUUGGAUCUUCGCAAUGAUGAUUUUUCUCGCUCUUGUGAGGAGCCUAAUGUGUGGGGUCAGAGUCGGAUUUACAGCUGAAAUCCUUCACUUUUUGGUUGUAUUAUGUAAUUACCACAAGUUUUAGAGAGAUUUAAUUUUUUUCCUUCCACUGAAAUUUAAAAUUUAUUUGGUGUUUAAAUUACUGAAC